Messenger RNA from Eucalyptus grandis, 1032 nucleotides. RefSeq names its product adenine phosphoribosyltransferase 3. The transcript is spliced from 6 exons. Gene Ontology annotation, biological process: adenine salvage. NCBI's taxonomy places the organism in Eukaryota, Viridiplantae, Streptophyta, Magnoliopsida, Myrtales, Myrtaceae. Gene Ontology annotation, cellular component: cytoplasm; cytosol. The record is from RefSeq and is a predicted model, not a curated record. Gene Ontology annotation, molecular function: adenine phosphoribosyltransferase activity. Bases 89 to 637 code for a protein of 182 amino acids.
UUCAAAUUUCACCUCCUCCCUUCUCUCUCUCUCUCUCUCUCUCUCUCUCUCUCUCUUGCCAAGCCUGCAUUUUUUAAGGGAGCGACAAAUGUCUGCGGACAAAGAUGAGGACCCUCGCAUGUAUGGCAUCAAGUCCAGAAUCCGGGUCGUCCCCGACUUCCCCAAACCAGGAAUAAUGUUCCAAGACAUCACCACUCUGUUGCUGGAUUCCAAGGCCUUCAAGGACGCCAUCGACUUGUUCGUUGAGCGUUACAAGGACAGAAACAUUUCCGUUGUUGCAGGAAUAGAAGCUAGGGGUUUCAUAUUCGGUCCUCCUAUUGCCUUAGCGAUAGGAGCGAAAUUCGUUCCCUUGAGAAAGCCUGGGAAGUUGCCAGGUGAGGUCAUCUCAGAAGAUUACGUUCUGGAGUAUGGAAAAGAUUGCUUGCAAAUGCACAUCGGGGCAGUGCAACCUGAGGAACGAGCUUUGGUGGUCGAUGAUUUAAUUGCCACCGGUGGUACCCUUUGUGCAGCCAUGAAUUUACUUGAGCGUGUUGGAGCUGAAGUUGUUGAAUGUGCAUGCGUGAUUGAAUUGCCGGACUUAAAGGGUAGGGAGAGGUUGAAGGGAAAGCCUUUAUAUGUGCUCGUGGAGUCCCAUUGAUUCUAGCAGCGCGUGUUGUGCCCUCCUUGGUGAAACCUUCUUAGACGUACAUUAAAGCGAUACUGGUUAUUGUUCACUUCUCAUCGGGGAUCCGAUCUUAUCUUUGCUCUCUUCCCACCAUUGCCGAAUUUUGAUCGGCCUUGGUGAUUCGGUCGGACUGGCAUAAUUUAACCUGGCAAGGUCCAGGAAUGUUGUAUUGAAGAGCUUGUUUGGUUCGUGGGUACUUUUAGCUUCUGUUUUCUCAGGAGGUAAAAAUGUGUCAACCUAAAUCCAUCAUACCAGGUUUUAUUGAUUCGGAUUUCGUGAGCUGCGAUGUUGCUGAAUCUCAUCUCCAACCUUUGUUGACUCUUAAGAUCAUGUGAUAUCAAUGUAUAUCUCUGAAAUUCUGCAUUUAA